Molecule: messenger RNA, 1965 nt
Organism: Fusarium sp. VM40
Lineage: Eukaryota; Fungi; Ascomycota; Sordariomycetes; Hypocreales; Nectriaceae
Source: the annotation of a GenBank genome assembly
AUGGGUUCUCACAUGAGCCCGCACAGCCAGGCGCAGCUGGAGCCCGCUGGACCAGAAGGUGGUAUUUUAGAGGAAGACAUCGACUCCUCGCUUGGGGAUGACGCGACAACUUCAACAGCCUCAAUCUCCUCUAGCAUUCUCGAGUACAGAAACUAUCAAGGCCGGACCUUUCACAGCGACAAGUACAACACGGAUCCUCUCACUCCGAAUGACGAGCAGCAGAGAAUAUCAAUUGAUAUCACACACCACUACCUUACGUUACUUCUGGACGGCAAACUCACGCUUGCCCCGAUAAAAGAAGACAUGGAGAAAGUGCUUGAUGUAGGGACUGGGACUGGAAUCUGGGCAAUCGACUUCGCCGACGAACAUCCAAACACCGAAGUCAUCGGCACAGACCUCUCUCCAAUCCAACCAAGCUGGGUCCCUCCAAACGUCAAAUUCGAGAUUGAAGACGCAACAAACACCUGGAGCUGGUCUGACAAUACCUUCGAUUUAGUCCACAUGCGCUAUCUUAUCGGCUCAAUCACUGACUGGGGCGCGCUCUUCAAAGAGGCUUUCCGAUGCUGCAAGCCAGGCGGGUUUGUUGAGUCCGUGGAAGUGAACCCUAUUUUCCUGAGUGAUGAUAAUACUAUUGCCAGUGACUCACCUAUAAAGACAUGGAAUCAAGUUUGUGAAGAAGGCGGAAAGGCUUUUGGCCGGAGUUUGUGUGAGGUUUCGGACGAUGUGCAGCUGCUUCAUGCCGCUGGAUUCGUGGAUAUUCAGGUCACUGAUUUCAAGGUUCCUGUUGGGGGAUGGGCUAAGGACACCAAGUUACGACGCGUUGGUCAGUUUCUUCGCGCAACUAUCGAGAACGACCUUGAAGAAGAACCCAACCCCCAAAACCUCAUUUCACUCUCAUAUCGUAGCAACAUGGUUACUGGCCCUGGACGUCCCGGCAAAGCUUGCAGUAUAUGCAAAAAGCAAAAGAUACGUUGCUCGGGAGAGAGACCGAGCUGCAGGAGAUGUGUCAGACUCAAAAAUGCAUGCUACUACGACAACAACGUUGUUCACGUUCGAGCACGAAAAGAUAAAAGUAGAGCCACAUCUCGAAUCGAUAGAUCUGUUGUACCUCAUUCACAGUCUUUGGCAUCUGCACCUUCACUUGAUGUAACCAACAAUUUCUACCAAGGAGUUCCACCAUCCUUAGUCCCCAUUCUCAUCGACCUAUACUUCGAAAACGUCUACCAAUCAGACCUCUUCCUGCACAAACCAUCAUUCUUACAGACACUCGCCAAUCAGACUGUUCGACCGCAUAUAUUUCUCAGCAUAUGCGCAUGGGGAGCAAAUUUCUACCGCGAUGACGCUGGUAAAGCUACACUAAAAGAAGCAGGCCUUAUGACUGAAUGGGCAAAGAAAGCUGGUACACUCGUGUUCCAAGAAGCCGAGGAGCUUCACGAGGAUAAUAUUCAAGUUUAUGCUCGGUGCCUUCACGAUACACACAAACGCGAUCCACCAAUAAUCUCCAAUGAACCCAGGUAUACAGAUGGGUCUGUAUUCUCUACUUUCAACGUGGAUCUGCUAGCUGCAAAGUCGUCUAUUUUGGAGUUUACUGGGAUACUAAGAUCCGGUGAUAACGGAUACGUUAAAUCCGGGGAGGAGAGCCUUGAUCUUUCAUCGAUCCAACCAGAUAGUACGACAUUAUGUCAGAGCCCGAACCCUGUCGUCGAUACGAAGCUUGAAACUCAUACUAUGGAGAACCGGCCUUUAGAAAGAACGCCGCAUACUCCCCACACAAACAUGGAACAGCAACAAGCCGUUGGUCAGCUUGAUUCGGGUGGAAAUGAAUGGCCGACUUUGGACAUCUUUGGUUCUCUUUUGGACGCAGAUAUUACAAGCUUUCUGUCAAUGGGCGAGAAUGUGGACUUCUCGUUCCUAAACACAGAUAUGACGUCUUGGGGUUUCGGUGAUGAGAUUCAAAAAGGCUAG